This is a messenger RNA of Sphenostylis stenocarpa, 1458 nucleotides long. The record is from the annotation of a GenBank genome assembly. Lineage: Eukaryota; Viridiplantae; Streptophyta; Magnoliopsida; Fabales; Fabaceae.
AUGUAUCACGAGAAAUUACACCUGGGUUCCUGCCUUACAAUUGUGCCAUUAGAUGCGUGCUCAUUAGGAAGCACUCGAAAGAGAUGGGGAGGAUGUUGGGGUGCAUUUUCUUGUUUUGGUUCACAGAAAGGUGGGAAGCGCAUUGUACCUGCAUCUCGCAUACCUGAGAGUAGCGGGCCAGCCUCUCAGCCAAACGGACCUCAAGUGGUUGGGUUGACCAAUCAAGUCACAGGACUAGCUCCUUCUCUCUUAGCCCCACCUUCUUCGCCAGCAUCCUUCACACAUUCUGCCCUUCCUUCCACUGCUCAAUCACCUAGUUGUUUCUUAUCCUUAUCUGCUAACUCACCUGGUGGUCCUUCAUCUACUAUGUAUGCCACUGGACCAUAUGCUCAUGAAACACAACUGGUGUCUCCUCCAGUCUUCUCAAAUUUCACUACUGAGCCAUCUACUGCUCCUCUCACUCCUCCACCUGAGUUGGCUCAUUUAACAACUCCCUCUUCCCCAGAUGUACCUUUUGCUCAUUUUCUCUCAUCUUCAGUGGAUCUCAAAAACAGUGACAAGGGUAACUACAUCACUGCAAAUGAUCUUCAAGCUACAUAUUCACUCUAUCCUGGAAGUCCUGCCAGUAGCCUUAUAUCUCCAAUAUCAAGAAACUCAGGUGACUGUUUAUCAUCCUCUUUUCCUGAACGGGAGUUCCGUCCACAGUGGGAUUCAUCACUAUCUCCUGAGAAUGGAAAAUAUCAGAGAACAGGGUCUGGAAGGGUGUCUGGGCAUGACCCUAAUAGUGUCACUAUGGCAUCCCAAGAUACAAAUUUCUUUUGCCCUGCUACCUAUGCACAGUUCUAUUUAGACCAAAAUCCUCCAUUUCCUCAUAAUGGUGGGAGAUUAAGUGUUUCAAAAGAUUCAGAUGUUCAAUCUACUGGUGGAAAUGGACAUCAGAGUAGACAUGCUAGAAGUCCUAAGCAAGAUGUGGAAGAAAUAGAAGCUUACCGGGCAUCCUUCGGUUUUAGUGCAGAUGAGAUUAUAACUACCACUCAAUAUGUGGAAAUUUCUGAUGUAAUGGAGGACUCAUUUACUAUGAUGCCCUUUACUUCUGGCAAGUCAACUAUGGAAGAAAACAUAGAGCCUUCAUUAAUGAAAGGAUUCAAAGCUCCGGAGACACAGGUAGCAUUUCAGAGUCUUAGAAGUCUUGGCUCAGAUCCAAGUCCAGUUGGCAAGGAAGCACACAAUCAGGCCCCUCUCUGUCAAGGAUAUGAAGACCAUAAAUCACAAAGGCAUUGUAACAACAGCUCUGGACUCAGCACACCGGAGAACCCUACUCUCGUAGAUGACGAGGAUAUAUUCUCAAAAAUGGAAUCUUCCAGAAUUAGCAGGAAAUAUAAGAUGGGGUUAUCGUGCUCCGAUGCUGAGAUUGAUUACAGGAGAGGAAGAAGCUUACGAGAAGGAAGGGGAAUGUGA